Messenger RNA from Porites evermanni, 20121 nucleotides. NCBI's taxonomy places the organism in Eukaryota, Metazoa, Cnidaria, Anthozoa, Scleractinia, Poritidae. The record is from the annotation of a GenBank genome assembly.
GGUGAAACAAGUGCUGGCAAAAGCAGCCUUAUAAACUUGAUUCUCGGAGAAGAUCUUCUUCCUUCUGCACACCUAUGUACAACCUUCACAAUCUGUGAACUGAAAUAUGGAGACAAGCCAAAGAUCUGCUUGCAUUUCAAGAACGAUGGGACACAAGCAGGCAGCCCAGUAACACAUGAACUGAUUGAUAGUCCUGAAAAAAGUUACAAAGACCAGAUCAACCAAUUUGUCAGCGAGAGAGAUGAUCUACAAAAGACACCUUACGAGAAAAUAGAGUUGUUCUGGCCUCACCCCUUGCUUAAGGUAAUUAGAAAAAAUAAAUAAGUAGAAUCGAACCUCCCAUCAGCAACCACAAAAAAUGCGAAGAUUUAGAGGCCGCAUAGUAUACUGAACGUGGUCGCUUACGAGAAUCGAACCCCAGGGGUCUCUUUCGAGAGGAGGUUCCUACACAUCUACUUUUUGGCAGAGAAUUGAUUGCAUGCAAUUUUCAAAUUAGUAGUAUGCCGCCCAUGUUGUCACUGAAAGUUAUUCGACUGUGUACUCUGAGUGGCGUAGUACACACAACGACCAAAGAGACCAUACCUGACGUCAAGCGGUCGCUUACAAGAGGUUAAACGCAAUGGAAAGCUAUACAACCGUCAGGCCAAAACAUGGUCGCGGACGCUUAAAUAUAAGAGGUUGUCGUUUACGAGAGGUAAUUGUAAUUAUUACAGGGCUUUGACCGGGAAAUGUUUUGGUGUUUUAGAGAGGUGAUCGCUUACGAGAGGUCUUACGAGAGGUGGUCGAACAUGGAGGUUUGACAGUAUGUAUCGUCAGAGUCAGGGCCCAUAUCCCGGAGCGAGCAGAUUCUAUGCGCUCGUGUCAGGGCCAUUUCACGGACCAGGAGCCCAUCAAAUGGAGCCUCCAUCUCCCAUACAAGCGCUUGGAGUCAACCCUUUCCCGAGUAGAUCUAUAAUUAGAACGGUUCCCAGGGGAGACUUCGCGCGGCGACGGUGGGAAGCGCCAAUCACAACGACGAAAUGACACUGCAGUUGUACUUCAUCAAACAGCAGGAAAUUCGGUGUUGACAGGCCAAACACAAUCAUAAGCUAGUGAAACUUGACUUUAGCGUUUUCAUCCCUCAGAUAUUUUCUUUCUUUUCUUUCUAGCAGGUAGAUUAUACUGUGGAGAGUUUUAAACUCUGACUAUGUUAAUCUUAAUUUUAGUUGCUUGUCUCACAUUAAGAGGCCAUGAAGCUGGUCUGUUACAUGCAUAAUGAUUAACUACUACCUGCAGUCUGUCGUUCUAACAGGAUUCGUUUUUUUGAGCGUUAAGGUUCUUAUUUCGGCUAAAUGACUCAAUAUUAAUCAACUUUCUAGUUUUUCAAGGUUUUUUUUUCCGAAAUGCGUUUAUCUGAUUAAAUACUUGUAGUCCUUGUGGUUGUUUGUCCGUCAGCUACUGUUAUGAUUCCCUGCUAUGUUUUGUUAGUCAGUCAUAAUUCUUUGUCGCAGAUACAAUCCAUUUUGUUUUUCUUGAGAUAAGUGGGUCUUUGGACUGGAGCGCGAUGUCACAAAUUCCUCCUUUAGCAAAUUACUUUUGAGUUAGCUUCACGGUCGAGCAACUGUUGUCUUCUGUUCAACUUUUCAAGUGCCAGUUUUAUCAGGCAACUCUUAUGGUGAUAAAAGUCAGUCGUAAAGGAAGACUGCAAUUUCUCAAAUCUCGGAACUGAAGCAUUCCUCGUUAGUUGCUACUUAGGUCAUCGCUUUUGCACGCGGUGCUUAACUGGCGAAAUCCACUCCACGGUGAUGACACAAAUCAAAUGAUCUUGGCACUUUUUCGGCGCUGAUCAUCGAAAAGUUCCAAAUCGUCCACAGAACGCUUAAUCGUCUACCCUUUUCAAGGUGCAUGCUUAAAUGUGGGAUUAAUGACCCGGCAAAAAAAAAAAAAGGGAAAACGGUCGAAGGACGGGCUUCUGAGUUCGACUUCAUCCAACUUCAUUUUUUUCACGGUGACAUACGAGACUCACGGAAAUAUGACACUUUUCGCAGGAAACAAGCCGUUCUAUUUAUAAAUUUACUCGGGAAAGGGCUGACGGACCAGUUUAUUUUCAGAAUGGUUUUGGCCCGAAUUUUGAAUAUCUUUUCAAUUCUACAAGCCAAUCAGCAAAACCUACAGACCUAAAAAUGAUAUUUUUUUGCCUUUUAAUAACGUUCAGUUUUCCUUUUUGAUAUCUUGUACUUCGAAUGUGCUCAUAGACAUGGUGGGGAUUCCAUUUUCGCAGGAAAACGUGCCCUAAAAUGUGUCUAAAAGUAAACUGGGGCGUAAAAACGCCCUGACAUAGGUUUAAUAUAGGAGUUCUUCGCUCCGGGUUAUGGCCGUUGUUGUCAGAGGAAAAUAAGCGUGAAAACUUUUUUGAUUAACCGUGAGCAAAAAACUUAUUGUUAUAACAAAAUGGAAUAACAAUAAUGAAUUUCGCAAUCGCGAAUACAGGGUUUUCAUUUUUAUAAAAACUAGAAGGAGGAAAUUGAAUUGUACCUGACUCAGUAAUGCGCCGCGGAGCGGCGCGGUGCGGCAAAGCCGCACGUGGGGGAGGGUACGGGAGGGAGUGUCCCCCUCCUGUUGGGGUUUCCGGGGAGCCUCCUCUGGGAAAUUUUGAAAAUUUGAACGUCCAAAGAUGUAUUCUGGUGCAUUUUCAGGGCUCAAAACGUGAUUUUUAAUUGGUCAAAAUCGACAUCAUUAUAACAAAGUUUUCAUAAAAAAAUUCCAUUGACUUUUUUUCUUCAACUUUCUUCAAUCAUUGUUACAUAAAAUAAACUCUACAGUGUUGGUGAAGAUUGUUUAAAAAGAGUCUAAUUUGAAUAGACUUUACGCAAAAAAAAAUAUUCUAAAUUAUACUUGUAUCUUAAUCUAUGCCAAGGACAUUUUUUAAAUGAUUACCAACUUUAAACCUCACUGACUUUUAGUUACACUUACUAGACGAAACAAGACAUCGAAAAAUUAACUCUAUCUCUUUUUGAAUUUAGAAGUCACUGUCGCUGAAAUCACUCUCCCCCAUUGCACUCUCUCCAUCACUUUCAUCGGAACCAGAAUCAUAUUGUGCUAGGCCUAGCUUAAUGAUAGCCUGUUCAUCUUCUUGUUCAACCUCCUCCCGACUGAUCUCUUCUAUGUAAACCACCAUGUCUGUCUGAGUGGACACAUUCGUACACUCCACAGCUGGUCCUGAAGUCUUGCCAGCCUCUGACCGUCCAGUCGUGGACUUUCCUUUUGACAACUUGUACCGUUUACUUGACAGCCAUUUAGCGGUGGUCUUUUGCACAAGACUGUCACAUCCGGAAGAAUUUGUGUCUGGACCGUUUAAAGAAAUGUUUAGAAGACUCCCUAGCAUCUCAUUUGUCAUUCUACUUAUGAGUCGUGUUUUGAUCAACUUAACUCGACUAGCACCCCUUUCAGGCCUUGCAUUGCUGAUGGGUAUUGUUAGUGCUAUCUCAACAAUGUUCAAAAGUACCCGACGCGAACACGAAAAGUAGCCGGCACCUUGCGUCGGGCGUCGGCAAGUUUUAAACCCUGGAAUAACUGCAUUAUCACAGUCAAUAUCUUAUAACUUACAACCAAGCCUGCUUGCAUCAGUGAGGAGCAUGUUAAUCUGCUCCUUUUACAGACGUACUCUUUUAACGUACUACAGCGUCAACCAAGCCAUCUUUGAGGAAAAUAGAGACCUUUUUAGAUUCGAGGACGAGAACGACUACGAGUACGAGAAUUGAUUUAAAGUUUUUUCGCCUAUUGUCAAAGAAAAGACACCCUGGAAAGCUUCAUUGUACUUUUUUUCACCAGAAAAGUUAGCACUGUCAUCUUGACUGCACUGCAGAAGGUUAAACCCUCUCCCGAUCUCAAAAUAAUAAAAUUUCUAACAUUUGAUGACUUGUUUCGGCCACCGCGCGCGUUCUCGCUAAAACUCUUAGUAGAAUGACGACAGCUGUCACAUUUCCCCACCAAAAUGACGCUUGACUCACGCGCAACCACCACUUAGUAUUGAGAAAAUCUCGUACAUGUAGUCGUCAUCGCAUUCAAAGACCUCUGUAAUUUGCAUCGUAUAAGCUAGGUUUAAUCGAAACUGGCGAAUUUAUUGUUUUUUACGACCUGUAUUAUUCGAUUUGGGGGGCUUUCUCUUCGUCGCGCAGCUUUUGUUUUUGUUUUUAAGUUAAAAGUGAACUCCGAUCUCGAACAGCUCUUGGCUUGCAGUUACUCAAAGGGACCGGUCAUUAUUUAUGAAGAGGGGGAGAGGGAAAAAUGUGUUGGAAAGAUCAAAAUUUCUGUAAGGCUUCCCCCACUGCAGACCAUGUAAAUAGCAAGUGAUCCCCCACCUUAUAUCUGCUCUUAUAUGCUCUACAAAGUAAUUAUUAAAAUGCAUGUAACAAUACUCUGAAGUGAAGUGAAGAAAAUUAUUGGUAAAUAAACAUACUUAUCAUAAGAUGAUUAGUUACUUUGCAUAAUAAUGGAACUAACCUACUCUAUUACAAAAUCAGCGUAUAAAUAGGAAAAUUGAUAGAUUUUUCCAAACCGUGCCUUCAUGGUGAACACAAAUGUGAUAACCAUGCAAAAUAUAAUUCUUUUCAAAUGUUUUCCUGCAGUUGUAAAAGGACUACUUUCUUGUUGUUUCAUCAUGUUUUUCUUGGGAUAUUUAAGUGACACAAGCAUUUCGUUCAGAUUAAAAGAAAAUUCAGUCAAACCAAAUAUUUAAGCUAAUAGGUCUGGAUUCUUUAUUAGCUAAAAUUUGAAAUAACAAUGAAGUUUAGAGUGCAUACAGAAUCCUGUCAAAUGCAAAUGACUAAGUUGUAAAAAAUAGUGAUGCUCAAAUUAACAAAAAGCAAUAGGAUUAGCAUAAAAUUGUACAAUUUAGCAGUACUGUUUCACAUAUAUUGUUUGUGCUCUACUAAUUAACUGUUUUACCCAUCUUGGCCAAUGGAACCCUGUUGAAAUAUAUAUACCUCGCGAUCAAUUUGCUGACCCCCCUAAACUUCUUUAUAAAAAAGUUUAGCCCUCCCCCGUAUAGCCAUAUAUAAGGGACCGGAUUGGGUGUACCUUUUUUAAAAAACCGUAAAAUAAAGACUACCAAUAAGCGAAACACGCCAGAGUGACCCUAAGUGAAAGGGAAACAUCGUAUUAGGUUGCCAAGGCUUAUAUUAGUUCUUCUUCCCCUUGGCGCUGCGUACGGUCCCAGUAGAAAUCCUAAACUUAUAAGACGCGAAAGUAAAAGGCACGCGAAAAGUUGGCAGGGCGAAAAAGAGGAAAAGGAAGGGAGAAAGACGCUGUAACCAUUUCUUUUAUGACCCUCUUCCGCCCACUUUUGGCACGUUUGAGAUAAUUAGAUUCCGGCUGUCAAACUUUUGAAAUGUCAAUGAGUUGGAAUCUGUCUCAAAUUUCUCGCGAGAUUGUUUCGCGCGGCGCUAAUCCCUUAUACGAGCGUGAGCAAUUUGGAGUGUAAAAAGCGGGUCGGUAGGCAAAAUACGACUUUUACCUCGUGCCAAAAUGCUGCUUGUUCCAAUGAAUAUUUUCUCUUACGGGUAAAUUAUGCUCUGGAGGGGUCUACAUUUUGACUGAGCAAACUAUGUUGCCGCUUGUUUCAUGCUGAGAGGUCGCGACACGCAUAUUGAUUUUCUGAGGUAAUUGUUUCUGGUCGGCAUGAUUGAUGAUUUGCCCUCUGAUGCAAGAGCAUUUUCUGUUACCUCUUUUGAAACUUAAAGUUCUUCACUCUUUUGUUUUAUUUUUCUCUAAAGUCUAAAUUUUCUAUAAAGUCCCCCCUUGAUCUGAAUAAAUGAAAGCGAUUUUCUUUUGUCCGUGAAUGUGAUGGUUUAAACUGAAGCUUCUUUAAAUAUGGAGAACUACGUUGUGAGUCAGUCAAGAUUGCUCUUUAAGCAAUGAUUUUUAAACUCCAGCUUGUUUUUCCAUAGAGAUCCUUAGAUAAUGUGAGUCUGGACUGGAGCCCGAAGAUAACUCCUUCUUACGACUGUUCUGUUAUUGCCACUUUGUCAUCAGGCAAGACCGAAGCCGGUCGGCAGGACUGCAGAAACAUUUUUUCCUCGCGCUAAGUUCACAAAGCAGGUCUUCUAUUCCUUCCUCAGCUCUUCUAUGUGCGGGAAAUCUCGUUAACAUUCGUUCAACACAGAAGUUAUCGUGGAUUUCUCUAUUUCACGCGCGUGGACGCCUCAUUCCAUCUUUCUGAGUGACAGGAACGACCCGCUUUGAGAGUGUUGAUAUAAUGUGUCAAGUCUGACCAAUCAGAGGGUAUACCAGGAGAUGCUAUACCGGGACGGGUCGUUUAAAGAAAUGAUUACAGGCUCCGCUGCCCCUUCUCUCCCCAGUUUCCUCCCGUUUUACUUUCGUCUUCGCGCUUUUUCAUCUUUCCCAACUAUCUCGGAGCCUGGGACAGGCUACAUGUUUACAAUCUGGGCAAUCACCUUGUAAUCACAGUCAAGAACGUCACGUAAUCCCACCUUUCGGCUAGCGUACACUGAUUAUAGACUAGCCCCUGAUUCUCCCUGCAUGUGAUUUAAGACUACAGCUUUAACAUACAUAACGCCACAUAGUUCACUACACUCAGAACCUUUCACGGACAUUACUCGGCCUUUCCGCGACGGGAAAAAUCCAGGUAAUAGACCUUCUGUACUGCCACUUUUAAGUUUUGCUCCAGCAUACUUAUAGGUUAUGAUCGGUACGUACACAAUCACAUCUGUUUUCUUGCCUGCAAUGAUCCUCUACUUUUCAGAUGCGGGUAGAAUUAAACAGAGGAUCCUUUGCUGUAGAAAAUUUAUAACUAUCUUUGGUUCGAGCAACCUGUUUUUCGAACAAUUGCUUACACUUGCCGAGUGUCGACUCCUUAAGUUUAUUUAGCUUCAGGGCAUGGCAGAAAUUCUGCAUCCUUUCCUUAUUAAGUUUAAGCAGAUUCUCCUAGGGAAUAUUGAUCGAUAUUUCUUCAGUACUGUAUAACCUCCACCACUUGUAACCGCUCUGUGAUAGUAGCCAACUCGAAAGCUUGGCUCCUUUGGCUGCUACACACUUUCUUCCUUUGUUAUGUUUAAUUCAAUGUAUAGCUACGUUUCUACUUCUUUUUUUUCCUUCAUUGUUGUUGUAUUGCAAUUGAAUAAGUGUGAAUAAAUGAACUUGAACUUGAACACGAAAAAGAAUGCUUUUGUUCGAGCUUUUACUCUGACUAUCAGCCAUUUUGAAGCUAGACUUUCUAAAAAGUCCGGAAAAAUCCAUCCAGAACACCGCGAAACAUUUAUCACCCAAAUUUAUCACACAAAUUUACUUCUUUCCGAUUUAGGUUUGAAAACUGGUUUUCUUUUUAAACCUUUAACGAUUUUAGCGUUUUUGUUUUUUAAAAGAUUUUCUCCUCACAAAGCCUUACGGGUGCAUUCCUGAUUCAUUUCAGGAGAAGGUCGUUAUAGUGGACAGCCCAGGAGUAGGAGAAAGUGAGGUGAUGAAUGAAUUCGUUGUAAAGUACAUGCCCAACGCGUUGUGCUUUAUCUAUGUCAUCAAUAGCGGAAAUGCUGGAGGGGUUCAAGAAGACAGGGUAAGCCUUAAGGGGCUGACCAUUUGACUUUUGAGGUGGGUAUGGGUGAUUUCAGAAAAAAAUAUCCUGCAGACUGAUUUCGAGGGGAAAAAAAUUCUUGAAGGAAAUAACUGGCGAAAAAAAAAUCCCACGCUGAAAAAAAAAACCUUUCAUGGUGUAUAAUACUGGGAAAAAAUCUAACAUCAUUGUAUGUCAGGAAAAUCACCCAAGGUUUAGGAAAAAAAAUCUUACACAAACCAAAUCACCCAUACUCCCCCCCCCCCUCAAAAUGGUCGGCCCCUAAGCAUCGUUAGUCCACAACUCCCGGACUAUUGAUCAUGUUUAACAAUUAAUGAAUGAGGCUGAGUAUCUUAUGAAGAAUUAUGGAGAUCGAGGAGUGUGUUAUCGGCCGAGGCGGAUAACAUCCUCCGAGAUCUCCAUAUGUCUUCAUAUGAUACGAAAGCCAAAUUCAAUAAUUGUUUUAUUAUUCAUUCAAAAUAAUUCCUAGUUUAAAAACAUGGCUAAAACAUGCUUACCUCCAUCGAUCCAUCGAUGUUAAGUUCAUCUUCGGUAGUGCACGUUUAGCUUUGUCCAGCUCCGCAAAUAUUCUCCAAAUAGCAGAUGUCGCCCUUCGAGUUGUCUUCUUACUGUUCUUGCCAUGCUUUUAGUUACUUUUUUUUCUUGAAACGAGUGAAAUGUCCGCCAUUUUUCAAGUUCACAACCAAAACAACUCAACCUCUUUACCAGGUCUUCUCGGUUAACGGUGCCUUAAAAUGCACGAACGCUGCAUUUUUGACGUCAUUUCCUCGUUAAACAACACAAAAUUCUUCCAAAUUUGGUCAUCAGAAACUCUUUAUGGUGAAUUAUGCGUGUGCUUUUAGCCAAUCAGAAUCGGGAAAAUAUUUUGAAUGAAUAAUAAUCCCUAUUAUAUCAUUUCCUAAUUAUACUCUUACACCAUUCGUUUAUAUUUAUUUCAUGACUGAUAUUAAUCGCUUCGUGUUAAAUGUGGCAAAAUUCAGAAUGCCUUUUAUGCUUUUGACAAUGUAUAUUAAAAUGUUUUUUGUUUAGCUGUAAAUAAGUUAGAAAAUUUGCAAAAUACCGUAAAAUUUUGACCAAAUCGAGAACUAAUUAGCGUUACUGAGUACCUCAGAAGGGGAAAUAAAAACAUCGAGAUGCAUUUUUCUCCGUCUUGAAUAGUGAUGGAAGUCUUGCCAUAUAUUUUCUUUUCCUUUCCUAUGAACAGCUAGGAAUGCUCAUUAGCUGUGCCCAAGCAAACCUCACGGAGAAUGAUCUCGCCCUAUUUAACAGAUGUGCCUUGUUUGCCUGUAACAAGUGGGACUGCGUUGAUUCUAACGAGCAGGAGAAGGUGAAGGAAGAACAAAUCAAACUUCUUUCCAAAAAGGUUUUUAAUCUAGAUCCAAACGCACAGAUGGUGCACUUGUCGUGUAAAAUUGCUCACGUUUGUCAGACGCGGCUUGGUUACGUCACUGAGGGCUUUCACGACCUAACCACUGGCAUCUGCAAUCUUUUAGUCUCCUCGAUGCAAAACAAGCUGGAAAUGCACUACAGGUAUGUUAACAAGGGGGCGGGGAGAAGAUCUCCCAUUGUCUUGGCGCAAGGAACAAUAAGCUUUGGUCGAUCCUCUCAGAUCGUGUGUUGUAUUCCUCAUUUGAUACAGACCACCUAGAUAUUUCGGCAUAGUGUCAUUAUAGAUACCCUCAGUAAAAACUGAUUAACAUAUCUUGGCACCUGGUAUAAAAAAAAUCACCACAGUUUAUUUCCGAUUUAUAACACAAUUGUAUAAAAUGGUGGUGCAAAAUAAGAUUUCUGGUUAAGAACAAUCCUGUGCCCUGUUUCGUUACAUGUCUCUAGCUUGUCUCUAGCUUGUCUCUAUUUGAGCCCCACAAAAGUGCCAAACCGCCGAACAAUAUCUAAAGUAUGUUACUACAAAGCCUUAUAGUGUUUACAUUUAAUUGCUUUUUAUGAGAAUUAAGUAGUUUCAUUCCAGCUUUAUCCAUAAGAAUUGAUUUCCUUAAAAAAUUACCAGUUAAUCAAAAUUAAAUCAGACGUUUGUGAUUUGCCGUAAGGAGGUAUUUCGAAAACUCUCUAAUUGCUUUCUGGUAAUGGCAGAAUUAAAAGAUGGUGUCGGAAUAUUUUAAGGAUUAAGCGACAUUUAGUGUUUUGGACAAAAGUUAUACACCAAUUCAACUUGUAUUUUAACCUCGUUUUCAUGCUCACUUUGAUAAAGAUUACAAGAAAAGGAAAGUUGGACGAAAAAUGUUCGUGGAGAAGCUCUGUACUGUAAAUGGAAUAAUCGGGUUUCGUAUCUAUACAGGGAUUAGGUUGGUCUUGAUAAAUAAUAAUAACCAAAAAACAGUUCAUUUUGAAGUCUUUAUUCAACAGAUGGCUGGAGGACGUCCUUUUUCAUGUCUCCCGUGAACUCAAAUUAUCUCUUGAAACAACGAGGCUGUCCCAACAAAAAACAGAGGAUAAAAUUUCAAGGGUAAAGAAGCGGAUGCAAGAACUGCAGGAAUCUCAGCAGCGUAAAUUUGAUGAGCUUAUUAAAUUUCAGUCAGAGAUCCUAAAAGAUAUCAUUACAAAGCUGACGGAGUACUUCAAAUCCGAUGAGGCUGUCAAGAAAUUUUGCGAAUGGUCUUCUUCUGAGGCACCUGAGGUUCAAGCAACGUGGGAGGAAACAAAAACUGAGGUACUAAAAUGUAUUUCAAAGAGAGCCCAGCAGUUUACCCAGUCUUGGGAAGAGGAAACGCAUGCAUUUGCGAAGGCUCAGGAUAGACUUAUUACACAUUGCUGUGAAAAGUACGAUAUCAUGGAAAAAGAAAUCCAUCAAGUGGAAGAAUACGUUUUUUCCGACGAAGUUGACACAGAAGUCAAGCAGGAAGAGUAUGCAAUUCGAAUAAGGCCCCGAGCUCUAUCAGUUCUAUCACGGCGAAUUAAAUUUAUCACGGGUGCUCUUCCUUCGUGGCAAACACAAGGUAUAGCACCCCUGGCCGUAAGAUCUUCCUGGAGCAUGUCUGAUCUCAGUUUGAAGAAGCUCGACGAAAAAAUUGAACGGCAAAGGUAUCGAGACGACCCGUGUGGCUACAUGUCACAAACAUCACGCAAAUGCCUGGUACUGAUUGGCUCUCAAGAUAGAUUACUGCCUUUCAUAAAAGAACAGCUGAAAGAUGCCAUAGAUUGUCUGAAUCGAAUCAAGCAGAGAAUACCCAAGCUAUUGAAAGGUGAUCGGGAAAUGUAUCAGAAACUACUUGAUGACGACAGAAGUAAGAAGGAGAUUCGCGAAAUCUAUGAACCUUUGACCACAGAAGCAGAGCUCUUAGAACGUGAACUAAACGUAUUUAAUCUCGCAGAAAUGACGAAGUCGGAUUUCAUCAGUGAUGAGUUGAAAUGGGGAGGAGAUGACUCAAUCAUAGGAAGUGGCACCUUUUCAACGGUGUACAGAGGCGUUCUUGCUCAGAGGAGAAAACCAGAAGUUGCCGUGGCUAUAAAGGAGUAUAAAGACCCUCUAACUACCAGAAACUUGUGGCAUUAUUUUGUUGAUGAAGAAAGACCUUUGAGGUUUGUCAAGAAUACAUAUAAUUACCACUAAUGAAUAGUUGCCUAUUAUGGCUCUUGUUGCCAGCUAAUACGUGUUAAGGUAAUUUCCACUGUCGCGUAAUUUUUACUUGCGUACGCACGGAAAUUUUAUACGCGUAAGUAAAAAGAGAGACAAUAUAUGUAAGGUCACGCGUAAACGUAAGAGUUGAACCUCUCUCAACUUUCACGUUUACGCGUGGCCUUUCCUUCAUUGCCUCUAUUUCAUUUCCGAGCGUAAAUUUUACGUGCGUUCGCACGGAAAAACUACGCGACAGUAGAAAUCAACCCUUAGGCGUGAAUGGGUAGCAGUAAGUUAAAACAGAUGACCCUUAUCCUAUAACUCUACGAAAAGUUCUCCGGCCUUAUUUCUGUUGCGGCCAGCGCCAGUCUUUUAUUAUGGGCUGUGUGCGAGGAUAUGAAAGCUACUCUCUAUUUCAAAUAUUCAAAGGCCUAUCCCUGCUAAAAUGACUGCAGGCAAUGUGAUCAUCAUAGAUAGCUGUUAGGUAGAUAAGAAACCUAAUGUUGAUUGUUCCUGCCAAAAGCCUUUUAUUUGUGAGAAAAUUUAGAGGAUCGGUUUUCGAUGUUAGAGUCUCAGACUGCCCUAAUUUUUAACCUGAAAUUCGCUAACAUCAACUUUCCUCACGUUCGCAAACGAAGCCGCACGGAGAAAUUUGGACACUUUCAGUGAACAGAAAAAUUCUUCUUCUUCCACUAAAAGAUACUUUCAGGGCAAUAGCGAAGCUGGUCGUACUGAAAUAGUUAAAAAAUGAGGGAUAGGUUUUCAGUGUGACAAAAACUUAAGUUCGUUACUCAUUUUCGACAGCAAUAUUUAACAUGUGGUAUAACUGCAAAUUCUCUUCAUGCUAUUUAAAUCACACAUUUAGACAUUCAUUUAAAACAUACAUGGGAAUUGGCUUGGGUUAUUAAAGGAAAUCUGUGUAAGACGCCAUCGAAGUUCAGAAAUUUUCAUUGUAGGCCGGCGGUAAUUGUGUAAACACUUCAAAUUUCGAAACGCACAAAAGUAGAUAUUUACAGCCUAAAGGCUCGUUUUUCGUACUUCUUGUGAGUUUUCCCAUUGCAAAGUUGCUUUUUUCAUCGCAAUAGUUAGGUUAAAAAGGUGAAACUGGGUUAUUUUUACACUUUGAAACACUCAACUCUACCAGCCGGCGACUCUGCGUGACAAUCUGUUCCGUGACUACACGUGACAUAACAUACAUUUGAAGAGACGGAGCCGUCAAAAUGACAGUCACGGAAUCAAGGCAACGCAACGCAACGGAAUUCUUGAAAGAGUAACAUUUUUGAUGCCGACAGUCAGUUUUGAAGAAGAAAAAAUCAAACGCGCUAUUAUUCUGGUACUCACUUUUCAUCGAAAAAUAAGGACUUUAACAAUGGUAUUUCGCUAAGGAUGAGGGAACAGGAAGAUAUUUCCUCUUGUUACUUUACGAUCGAGGAAACUUGGUGCCGUUAAAUGCGGCGUUGCUAAAACAAGGGUAAGGGUAACACCAAGGGUAAGGGUGGGGGGUGAGGGUAAGGGGUAAGGGUAAGGGUAAGGGUAAGGGUAAGGGUAAGGAUGAGGGUAAGGGUGACUGCUAAGAAGGCAUAUUGUCAUUAAUUCCCUGUCAUUAAGGAUCAUCUGGCAUAUUAUUGGAAAACGGUGCUCUUUAAAAUGAAAGGCUGGUCCAGGGCUGUUCUAAUUUCAAGGUUUGGCUAGCUUUCGCGUUUCUGUUGCAGUUAAGUAUUUCCAACAAUCUGACCGCAAAUUAAUUUUUUGCUCUUGAAAGGCUUGAAUAAAGGCAUGGAUUAAUAGUCUUCGAUCGUUCUCUGUACACCAAAGGACUGUUUAUAUGGGGAUGUGGGACCCUGGGUUGGCAAGGUGAUCCGCAAAAGGGUUAAAAAGCAAACCACCUUUUCAUGCAAUCUUCGAACGUCCACAAUCCCUCAUGUUACAAAACAUAUGCCGACAAUCUUUCAGAUAUGUUACAUUUGGAGACGAGCAAACUGUACAUCUAACACUCAGUUUCCCUUNGAACCCAAGAAAAUUCUUAGGUAUGUUUUAGAUGAAUGUCUAAAUGUGUGAAUAAACGAGGACUGGGAAAAUUUGGAGCUAUGCCACAGGAAAAAUAAUGCCGCAGAAAACAACUACUAAAUUAAAGUUCUUGUCACCGUAAAAACCUGUUCUUGGUUUUUUAAUUAUGUCCGUUCAACGAGUCUUGAUAUUGCUUUGAAAGUAUCUUCUAGUGAAAGAAGAAGAGUUGUUCUAUUGAUGGACAGUGUCUAAAUUUCUCCUUGCGCCUUUAUUUGCGAACGCGAGGAGAGUUGAUGUUAGCAAAUUUCGGGUUGAAAAUACGGCCAUUUUGAGACUCCGACCACGAAAACUUAUAUUCUUACUUUUCUCGAAAAUAAAAGGCUUUUUGCGAGAACUACUAACAUCAGAUUACUUAUCUAACUAAAAGCUAUUUAUGGACAAAAAAUGAAGGAAUUCGAUUUUUCAACUCUUGCCACUCGAUGGUCGAUAUUUCCUGACCGUCGCUCUUAAAUUGUUUUGUAAAGGAUAAACAAACGUUAGAAACGGAGGACACUUUAUACAAAUUAAGCCUUGUAAAAGAAAAAUACAUUAUUUCUGUGUACUUGUGAUGUAUGAAUGGGGAAAGCCUUUCGAGUAAAUUUCCAAGAGUGCAAGCAGAUGAUAAACUAGGCCUGAGUUUUUAGUAAUUCCUUGUUUAUAUUUUUAAAGAUUUCUUUAUUUGCCUAAGGAAAUAGUUUCAUCGAGGUCACGAACGGUUAAGUUUACAGGUUUAAAACUAGGGUAUCUAAAAGAUAGUAAUGCUGCGGCACAUUCUGUUGAUACUGGCAUUAGUUAGGCAGUGGGACUUAAAAGAAUCGAAAAUGACAUUGAAUGUCCUAUUUACAUGUUGGAAAGUACUAGAAUAAUUACUAUUAGUCUAUAUAAAGAACUCGUGGGAACGUUGUUUAAAAAAUGAUCAAGUGGUUAUCAACUCUGGUUUUCCCACAGUAAAUUGUAGGAAAUGAUAGAAAUUCAGAUUGUUUAUCCAUAUAUUUAAUAUAGGGUGUACUAUCUUUUCUCUGGAAACAUGAUACUUUUCUUGCUGUUUAUUUAGCUAUAUAUUUAUAGAAAACAACAACACAAAAAACAGAAAAAAAAAAAAUGAAAUUCAGGCUAGCCGAAUCCCAGUGCGUGACUCAUUUCAAACAUGUUCAAAGUGUCACCGCGGAGGGAACACAACUGGCACAAGAGAGAAACACAAAAUAAUCCAGUAUAGUCCGCGUAAAUUGUAUCGGUCGUACAAUAGAAUUUCACGAAGAAGCUACAGAUGUUCUUCUCAGGUCAAGAUUUUGUUUACCGUUUAAAUUCUUCAUCGAGAUUGUUUGACUGCAUAAAUAAUAAUUUCACAGAAAUCACAGCAGUGAAUUGUCUCUCACAAUUCUGUCAUACGUGCCUGUUCUUUGUUCGCGAGCUCAUUUGGUAAAAACAAAGCACUUUUCUAGGUAUAAUCAUCCUCAUAUUCUUUUCAUGUCCUUUUAGGCAUUGUAGAGUGCAUGAUGACAGGCUACUAUGUGACAUUUAAAUAUCAGGCAAAACCCACAACUAUCGCCUGAAAAGUGUUUGCAACUUUAAAGUGACUCGAUUUUACUUAAUUUUGCUUUGCAAAGAACAUAAUUAAUUGGACUUCAGGCACUUAAUCCAUUGAGAUAAUUGUACAUAAAAGCUGAUAAACCUGCAAUGAAAUUAAUAUUUAAUGAUACUUCUCAAACGCUGGCUUCGUAAUUUGUAGUAAAAUAUGCAUUGAAAAAAGAAGGUAUCAAAGAAUCUGGCUGCCAGGAACGCGGUUCGCGAUAAAUGAUACAUCCAUAAUUGCCUGGAUGAUUAACAUGAAGACUAUUUUUAAAAAAGCUUUACUAGUACUAGUAAAAAUAUAUUUAGCAAAAAAAUUUAACAGUGAAAGUUAAACAUAACUAUUUCAAAUAUUACAAUUAUACUAAUACAGUGUACUGGGUGUGGGUCGUGCGUAAAUUUCGUGGGUAAAAAAAAGUCUUAAAAAAAAAAAAUUAAAAAUUAAAUAGCAAAAAGUUGUAAAAUUCAUGAAACGAAAAUCUCCGCGUACACACCAGCCCUAUUCCCCUUCCCCGCGGUCAGCAAAGUAAAUAAGCGAAUCCUUUAGUACCAACGGACACUAAAAAUUAAAGGCAUUUAGGCGAAGAAUGAAAGAAACUCUGUACACUAGUUACACCUGAAGCAGGCUAAAGAAAAAACUGGAGACUAAACUGCCUAUUCUCAAAGAUGUCAACAAUCGUAACUGAAACGUCCUUUCAGUAAAAGGAAUGAUAUUCACAAUCGUUACAGCUAAGAUUUUGUACACAAAACAAAACAAAAAAGAAUCGAGUGAACAUAUUUCCGUACGGCAAUAAAAUUUCAAUACAAUCUCGCCUUAAGUUGAAAGGUUGAGCUAAAAGACCUAAAACUUCGAAUUCUUGUAUCAAAAAAAGUGAAAUAGCUCAAAAUUGCCAUUUUUUCCCCUCACUUCCCCUCCCCUUUCCCAUGGUGAUCGCAUUCCAUCGUGUUAAAGAAUCUGCGCUGAUCACUGGAAUUGUAGAUCGAUUAAAGAUUAAUAGUGAGCAACUAUAUCCAUUCAGCGAGUCAGAGCUGACCCAUACCGUUUCUGCAAAUUGCACGUUGCGACAUAUUAAAGCGUCUGUCCGUUUAUUUCGCGGCGAUCGCUCAGUUAUGAAUAAAUCUUGAUCGGCAACAUGUCUUUUAUACAGUGAUGUUGUGAAAGGGGACCAAAGUCCCAGAUGGCUAAAAAAUAUAAGGAAAUAUCAGGAAUAGGACCAAGAAAAAGCCGUGAAAAGGGCAAUCAAGGAGUCGGAGAUUUUAGUUUCAUAAAUAUUUUACAACCUUUUCUAUUUAUUUUUUUACUCAAUUACUUUACUUUUUACAUUUUUUUCUGUAUUAUUCUUACUUACAGACUACUCACGAUAUUUACCCACACCUACAGCCACGACCCACGACAUUUAGCUACAAGCUAGCUACUGCUAGCUGAAACUCAGGCUAGCAAUCUGGAAAUUUACUCGAAAUCUCUCGCUCUCGUCCACGUGCGUAUUUGUUGAUGUCAUCGCACAGUAGUGAAUUCCCCGGAUAGUAAGAAAACCAAUCGACUGCGCCGUGCUUCUGAUCUUACAAAUGACAAAUUUAGGCCGCUUUUUCCUGCAAUUCAGUAGAGAACAGUGUGCUGACUCACCAGCAAUCAGAAAGAUCUGUUAUAAUUGGCGCUGUUUUGGUGAGUAAAUUACAGUCCUAUUAUUUGGUCUAAUCAGGGCCAAUACAGUCCAAUUACCUAGGGCUUAUUCGGACCAGCGGGCUGAAGUGAGUCCCAGCACGGGACUGCAGGACACAUGCUGGAAUAGGCUUUUGAUGGGGCUGUGUUGGCUUAAACUGUGCUCAAAUGGCUCCAAGAGAAGCUGAAUCAGACUUUGGUCUGCAGGGCUGAAUUGGUGCUUUUUGGGCUGAAAAAGAUCUUUUUAAUUUUCAGGGUAGUUGGGUGCUGACGUGUAUGUGAUGGGGAGGAUACCAGGCUUCUUUUGUUUUACUCGUAAUGUUUUCGGUCUCCGAGUCAUGAUAAUUUUAACUCCCUCUUGGUAGAUCCUAUGACUCAGGCCUUGGACCGGGGAGACUGGUGUUCCCAGACUGCCGGUUUUGUUUCCUUCUGAUGUUUACCCAGUCUUCUCUCCAUAAACCUACGUGUUUGUGAGGUCCUGGAGCUAGCCUUACACGAGACACCACUCUGUUAGGCUUCUCUACUUGGGAGUAUUGUCUCACCUUUUGUGUAUUUAUUUUGUUAUUUUUAGAAAGUUGCGACAUCCCGGCAUUGUAAAGUAUUUUGGAACCUGCCUUCUGCACGAAACAAUUGGCACUACAGUAAAGAUUGUUUUGGAGCUGUGUGACUGCUCCCUUAGAAAACUGGUGACAUCCCACCCGGAGAAUUCCUCUGCACGAUUGUCCAAGAAACCAAUAAGGAACAAAGUUCUAAACUGGGCUCUGCAGGUCUUGGAUGCCUUACGAUACAUUCACAGUGAAGGAUUUGUACACAGGGAUUUGAAAUUGGAUAAUUUGCUGGUAAGUUAUUUCCUAGUUGGUUCAGUGGGUCUUCAUUUAAGCACAUUGCGUCAUAUUUGAAACAAAAGCGUUGAAUGUAUUAAACAAUAAAUAUUCUUUUUUUUUCUAAAUGCCAUCUUGUAGUUCCCUUGGCUUAUUAUGUCUUAUCCCGCAGCGUGCAGCCUCAGAGAUUUCCGUAAAUAGAGGUAGUACAUGCACUUAAUUGUUUGUGCCUUUUACCACACAGUAAUGGUAAUAGCUCCUCGAGUUAGACAUCCUAUAGUGAAUGAAAUUAUAAGGUGGGAUGGCACGCGCAUGAACUUCAACGUUCAUGUGAGAAUAAGAUGUACAUGUGGUAAAAUUUAUAACUAGAUAUUGACUAACCGUAUAACUAGUCUAAACUAGAAAUAGUUGACACUACAGUUGCCCCCGCUCUGUAUAUUGUCGGUCAAUAGCAUUCUUAGUGGAGUGUGUAGCUCUUUGAAAUAUACCGAUUCAUAAUGAAGAUUUUCACAUCAUGUAAUUGUAUUCCAUGAUAGGUGAGAUAAAAACAGGAAACGUAAGGUUCCAUGAACGGUUUCAGUUCGUUUUACUCAGCUUUUGAUCAAAACAUUCACAGUUUCGAGAAUAGUUUAUUCUAAACCAUAAGAAAUAGAUUUACUUAGAAGUUGAAUUUUUCGCUAUUUCAUUUCAUUUGCCGGAAAGUAAGCCUUAGAAAUUAAAAGGACGUUUGAUCAAUUCACGCUUGCGCAUUCUAGUUUUAUUUUAAACUUUAUAGCGGAAGGUCAUCUGUGAGCAGGGAAUUAAGUUAGCACAAAAUGUGAUUGUCGGCGAAUUUCUGUCAUCGUCCAUCGUUCUGCUUGUGAUAAGCAAGCCGUUGAUUCAACCGUCUUGCUUGUUUGGGGCUGAGUCUUAUUCCGGUCAAAGAGAGAGCAGAGAGAGAGAGAGUGUCUGGCAAGGUUUCCAAUCAAAGAUCAGCGGCACCCAACGAGAAUAUAGUUCAAAACCACUUAAAAAUAGCAUUGUUGAACAUAUUUUAGUAUUUAAACGGUAGAUAUAGGCAUAUUUUUAUCCCCUAAAAACUUUUCAUCUGUUCGGAUUUCCUAGCUGAAAGUAUAGUGAUCCGAAAAUUAUAGGGAUCAAAACUUACCUUUUCGAAAAUUUCAGCCAUAAAGAAGGCUCCCGAAAAUUCUAGGUGACCUUUUUAGGGUAAAAAUCCGUUAAAAAUGGGCAGGCAAGCAAGAAAUUUUACAGCAAAGGGUUCCGAAAAUUCUAGAUCUCAAAUCGUCUUCCGAACAGAUAUUUUCCAAAAAUUGACGUUGGGUGCCCCUGAAAGAUUUGAGAACUCGUGUCUGGCACAAACUCUUCGAUUGUUUAUAAUAUAUAUAUAUACGCACAGUUACACGCACCUUAUAACUUCAUCUGCGCUUAACGAGCUAGUGUCUUUUGGUCCAUAACUUUCAAAACAACUGCCCCACACCUGUCACUGAUAACACGUAACGCAAAAGAGUGUCGAAGCAAAAAAUCUACCUAAGCGGUCCCUUCGGGAUUUUCUGUCUUUACGUCAUCCUAACCAUCUCGUACUUGCGGGCGCGAACAAUAGAAACGUCUUCAUUACCUACCGAUUUCUCGCGGCCCCUGUUUAAGCAAAUCGAGAUUUUUUUCUGGCAUACUGACUGUAUAUUUAAACUGUAAGUACUUUCCUUAACGCGCGAUCUACUAGAGUGCUACCUCAGGAUUUCGCCUUCUGGACGAAAUCCCUGCGGGGACAAUUAUUGGGUCAAAAGCCUUUGCAGAAAUUAAAGCAGUUAAACACUUAUGUGGGUUCUAUGGCUUUAUAACAUUCAAUAAUGUUUAAUACACCUUUUACGCUUUGAUCACACAUCACACAUUUUCGCUUCUAAGUACUCUAUCGUGAUUAACUGAUCUUGAAUUGUACGUAAGUCGGCUAGUUCUGGACGCAUGGUUCAUGACUCGUACUAGCUGUUGGGCUAUGGUCUCCGACCAAAGGCUUCAAGAACAAAGCCCAAUGCUGACCAGCAUUGCUGUAUUCCAUAAUUCAGAACCAGAGAAAACGUUCUUAUUAUCGAUGAUCAUCACUUGCUUACCCUGUGGAUCAAGAAAAACUAUUAUUAAUUACGCUUGAGGAAGUGGGUCGUUCGAAACUAUGAUAGCAUAACUAUAGAUUGCGUGGAUCAAUUUAGGUUUUUGGGAAACCGCCCACCAACCCUUCCCCUAAGCCAACAUUUUGCCCUAUGUGAGAAGUAAGUGAUAAUGCUGGCUUAGGGGAGGAGUAGAUGGGCAGUUUCACAGAAACCAACCUCGUCCCCAGGGCGCUUUUCCCUGGCUUUGGAGGAAAACCACGGAAAAGCGCCCUGGGAACGAGGUUGCCCAGAAACCUAAAUUGACCCGAUUGCAUCACAACAUUGGUCAGUGAUAAUGAACGUUUGACUUUUAAAAUUAUUGUUUUAAGUUGACACACGAUGGACAAGUGAAGCUGGCAGAUGUUGGAAUAGGCAAAUAUGAAGGACAGCUCACUGGUACUGUGUUUGGCACGUCCCUUUAUCUAGCCCCUGAAGUUUGCAAGGGUCGAAUCUACGACAGCAGAGCAGAUAUGUAUAGCUUUGGUUUUGUGCUUUGGGAGCUGUGGUACGGUGAAGUAUCGUUUCGUAACAUGGUACUCAGUAGAGAGCCCUCGAAGCUACUCGAAGACAUAAAAUGUGGACUUCGUCCAAGCCAUAUUGACAAGACAUCUGAGCCGUUUCCCAACUGGAGGGAAGUCAUGGAAUCGUGCUGGGAGAAGGAUCCAAAAGAAAGGAUGAAAGCUGGAGACGCUUUGAAGUGUUUAAACCAAGCAAAACUACACACCUCAGAUACAUCCCAGUGA